AUGAAGCUGUUCCUCCUACUUGUCAGUCUGGCCGUGGCCAACGCGGGGGUUCCCUACGAGCCAAUAGAGUUGGACUACCACAACAAAGUGGGUAUUCCAUUGGCUGAACGGAUCAAGCAAGCCGAGAUGGCUCAGGACUUCGAUGGCGGCAGGAUCAUAGGAGGAUCACAGUCUAACGUGGGAAAUCACCCACACUUGGGUGGUCUAAUUGUAUCACUCACAGAUGGUCGCAGGUCCAGUUGCGGAUCAUCUCUCAUUACCAACACCCGCGUGGUCACCGCCGCUCACUGCUGGAGGACCCGAGCUAUGCAGGGCAGAUCCGUAAUAGUUGUUUUUGGAUCAGUAACUCUGCUCUCUGGAGGAACUCGUGUCACUUCAACUAAUGUUCAAAUGCAUUCUAACUACAAUAUGGACAAUUUUCACAAUGAUAUUGCCAUCAUUGUUAUUCCAUGGGUUAAUUACAACAGUGGCCCGGAGUUUGGAAGUUGGCGUUGUUACAACCUCCGUGCCUCGGAGAGCACG
Molecule: messenger RNA, 522 nt
Organism: Brenthis ino (lesser marbled fritillary)
Lineage: Eukaryota; Metazoa; Arthropoda; Insecta; Lepidoptera; Nymphalidae
Source: the annotation of a GenBank genome assembly